UUACAUAAGCGCCUCUUCGACGUCAUCAGCCCGAUUCUGGUAGUUUUGGGGAAGAGGAAAUAUGGCUGCAAGGUUACUGCUGAGAACCGCCGUACGGGCCGCGACGACCUGCAGGCCGUCUCCAGUGGCCGCUCUGAGCAGAGGGAUGGCGGCGGGAGGUAUUCCAUCUGACGAAGACCAGGCAACUGGACUCGAGAAGAAGAUUAUGCAUGCUCUAAAAACAGGCUCAGAUCCUUAUAGCAUGCUGAAGCCCAAGGAGUAUGCAGGGUCAAAGUCAGACCCCCAUCUUGUACCUUCAAUCACCAACAAAAGAGUUGUUGGCUGUGUCUGUGAGGAGGACAACACUGCUGUGGUGUGGUUCUGGCUCCACGAGGGUGAAGCCCAGCGCUGUCCCUCAUGCGGCUCUCAUUACAAGCUAGUGCCUCACGAGCUUCCUCACUGAGCCAAUGUGUCACAUCCCAGAACUCCAGAGACCUUGUUGAUUCAUGUUUGUCUUUUUGCAAAGAAGUACAGGGGAUGUAACCUGUCCUCCUGGUGUGGGACGCAAUAUUUUAGCAAACAAUUUCCGUAAAUUAUUGGAGUGUACAUUUUGCAUUUAGUCCGGUUCCACCUAAUAAACAUGCUUACUCUGA
Molecule: messenger RNA, 632 nt
Organism: Rhinichthys klamathensis goyatoka
Lineage: Eukaryota; Metazoa; Chordata; Actinopteri; Cypriniformes; Leuciscidae
Product: cytochrome c oxidase subunit 5B, mitochondrial
Exons: 4
Coding region: 62-442 (126 amino acids)
Biological process (GO): mitochondrial electron transport, cytochrome c to oxygen
Cellular component (GO): mitochondrial envelope
Source: RefSeq, a predicted model, not a curated record